This is a messenger RNA of Diachasma alloeum, 645 nucleotides long. RefSeq lists its product as uncharacterized. The transcript is spliced from 2 exons. Lineage: Eukaryota; Metazoa; Arthropoda; Insecta; Hymenoptera; Braconidae. Bases 1 to 645 code for a protein of 214 amino acids. The record is from RefSeq and is a predicted model, not a curated record.
AUGAGGGAGAUUGGAUUACUGUGGGUCACAUUUCUGGCGUUACUGGUGACUGGUACCAGUGCUGAUUACACGAAAUUGUUCGAGCGAUGCACUAAUGAGAAGAACACGUUUGACUGUUUGAAAAGACGGGCUAUUGAUGUGCUGAGUCAAGCUAUCAAGGAUGACUCGAUUUAUGUGGUGAAUGACUAUGUGUCCAUUGCCAAGGAUCCUGCGGCAGCCAGGGAGCAACGAUCGUCGAGUGAGAACACAACAGCUCUCAGUUUGGACGAGCAGCUGGAGAAAAAGUUCAAUGAUUACUUGUCAUCGAGAAGCAUCAAACUCACAAUUCCUGGUGACGCGAUUCAGGGGCGAAAGAAGAAGGACAAGGGAGGCAUGGGAGGCGCUCUGAUGAUGGGAGGUCUGGCAAUGGCAGGUGUAAUGGCGCAGUUGGCGUUUGGAAAGAUUGCUUUUCUCGCGGGUACGGCUCUGCUAACAGCCAAGAUUGCACUCGUGUUGAGUGCCAUUAUCGGAUUGAAGAAACUCGUAUCAAGUAGCGGCGGAGGUCAUGAAGUCAUCUACGCGACCGCCUCGGAACCACAUGGAGGAUUCGGUGGUGGCGGCUACGGGGGCUGGCAGAGGUCUAUUAAUUCAGUGCCCUCAACGUGA